GAGCUGGGAAAACAACUCUUCUAAAUUACAUACUGACAAAACAGCAUAAUAAAAGAAUAGCAGUUAUUCUGAAUGAGUUUGGAGAAGGAAGUGCCUUGGAGAAAUCCCUGGCAAUCAGUCAAGGGGGAGAACUCUAUGAAGAGUGGCUGGAGCUCAGAAAUGGCUGCCUGUGCUGCUCAGUAAAGGACAAUGGCGUGAAGGCUAUUGAAAACCUGAUGCAAAGGAGAGGAAAAUUUGACUACAUAUUGUUAGAAACAACUGGUUUGGCAGAUCCAGGAGCUGUGGCUUCCAUGUUCUGGGUUGAUUCCGAGCUGGGAAGUGACAUCUAUCUUGAUGGUAUUGUAUCUGUUGUUGAUGCAAAACAUGGAUUGCAGCACUUGACAGAGGAAAAGCCAGAAGGCCUUGUCAAUGAAGCAUCUCGGCAGGUUGCAUUAGCUGAUCUUAUAAUCAUCAAUAAAACGGAUUUGGUUUCAGGGGAAGAAUUGAAUAAAGUCAGAACAUCGGUCAGGUCAAUAAAUGGACUCGUUAAAAUUCUGGAGACACAAAGAUCAAGAGUUGAUCUCUCUGAUGUCUUGGACCUGCAUGCUUUUGACAGUUUAUCUGGAAUAAGUUUGCAGAAAAAGCUUGAGCAUGUAAAGACAACACAUGCACAUCUGGAUAAGGGUAUAAUUACAGUAACAUUUGAAGUUCCAGGAAAUAUAAAAGAAGAAAACUUAAAUCUCUUUAUUCAGAAUCUUCUGUGGGAGAAGAACGUGAAAGAUAAGACUGGGCACACCAUGGACGUUGUAAGACUGAAGGGACUGGUAUCUAUUCAAGGCAAAUCUCAUCAGGUGAUAGUCCAAGGUGUCCAUGAGCUCUAUGAUCUGGAAGAGACUCCAGUAGCCUGGAAAGAAGACGAAAAGAGAACAAAUAGACUGGUCCUAAUAGGCAGGAACUUGGAUAAAGAGACAAUCAAAGAAGUAUUCCUAGCCACUGUGAGAGAGAAACAAGGAAACAGUUGA
Molecule: messenger RNA, 1001 nt
Organism: Phaethon lepturus (White-tailed tropicbird)
Lineage: Eukaryota; Metazoa; Chordata; Aves; Phaethontiformes; Phaethontidae
Gene: ZNG1A
Product: COBW domain-containing protein 1-like
Exons: 14
Cellular component (GO): cytoplasm
Source: RefSeq, a predicted model, not a curated record